Messenger RNA from Polistes canadensis, 1671 nucleotides. RefSeq names its product trafficking protein particle complex subunit 3 (gene Bet3). Gene Ontology annotation, biological process: intra-Golgi vesicle-mediated transport; endoplasmic reticulum to Golgi vesicle-mediated transport. Gene Ontology annotation, cellular component: cytosol; TRAPP complex; cis-Golgi network membrane. The transcript has 2 exons. The coding region runs from base 142 to 678 and encodes 178 amino acids. The record is from RefSeq and is a predicted model, not a curated record. NCBI's taxonomy places the organism in Eukaryota, Metazoa, Arthropoda, Insecta, Hymenoptera, Vespidae.
AUCUUUCAAAAACCAUAAUAUAUUUUAAUCGUAUUGUAAAAAGUUUUGAUGUAAAUUUUUUAGGUUAGUUAUUUAAAAUUAAAUAGUUUAUUAAUUGAAGUGUGUUUAAACAGUUGUAAAGUGUUACUUAUAUACAACACGAUGUCACGUACAGGAACAAAACUGGAAGCAAAAAAAGUUAACUCUGAAUUAUUCACAUUAACUUAUGGAGCUCUCGUUGCACAAUUACUCAAAGAUUAUGAGAAUGUAGAAGAAGUUAAUAAACAAUUAGAUAGAAUGGGAUAUAAUAUGGGAAUUCGUUUGAUAGAAGAUUUCCUAGCACGUACUGGAUCUGGGCGGUGCUAUGAUUUUAGAGAUACGUCUGAAAAAAUUCAAACUGGAUUUAAAAUAUAUCUUGGAAUAACACCAACUAUUACAAACUGGAGUGCUGCUGGAGAUGAAUUUUCUUUGUACUUUGAAGCGAAUCCAUUAACCGAGUUUGUAGAGUUACCAGAUCAUUGUUUAAAUCUGAAAUAUUGUAAUAUAUUAACAGGUAUAUUAAGAGGUGCUUGCGAAAUGGUGCAAAUGGAAGUUGCAUGUUGGUUUGUUCAAGAUCAAUUGAAAAAUGAUACCAUUACUGAAUUACGUGUUAAAUUUAUUAAAAGAUUAGAGGAUGCAAUACCUGCCGGUGAAGACUAAAUUCUUAUUAAUGUUAUUAUGAUAUUAUUAUUAUUAUAAAUAAACUUUAUAUCAAAAUAUUCUUUUAUUGAAUAUUACUGUCAUAAUAGUAUUGAUGAUUUAAUACAAAUAUACAUAUUUAUGUGUAUGUAUAAAUAACAAAUUUAAAUACAUUAAUUUAUGAAUUAUAGAUAUAAAAUUUAGGAACCAAUAUUUUCAAUUCAAAGAUCUUAGUGCUCAUUUUUGUUUAAAAUAAACCUUAUGUCGCUUUUGUAAACUAUGUACAAUAAAAAAUAUAAAAUACAUAGAUCAUAUAUAUUUAUAUAAAUAUCUAUUAAGAUUCGAAAAUUGAUACAUUCUUAUAAUAGUAUUUAUAUCUACAAAAAAUCAUGUUUAUCGGACUGGUAACAUAACCUUUAAAAUGAAAAUGUAAAAGAACCAUAAUAGAUCAAUUUGAUCGUGCUUUCAUAACCUAAAAUAUUGGGAAUAGAUUUAUAAACAUAUGAAAUAUUAUUUUGGUUAAGGAUUUUUCCAAAUGAUCGAAAUUAAGUGUAAACAUUGUCGUAAAAAUCUGUUUCAAAAUGAAAGUUUUACAUUACUUUCAUCCCAUAACGAAGAUAUAAGUAAUAUUGAACAUACAGAAUGUGGUGGUGAUUUUAUUGAACAUUGUUUAUACAUGUCUAUGGAAAAUUUACCGACAUGGAUACAGAAAAUAAUAGAUCAAGUAAAAUCAAUUUUUCUUAUAUGCAUAAUAUUUUCAUACAAAACAAUAAUUAAUCAAUAUAUGUGUGUGUGUACACAUAUAUUAUUUAUUCAUAGGAUAAAUAUAAAUAAAUAUAAUAAUAUCUUUGUAGACAUCCUGGACGAAAGGAAGAUUAAAUUGCCCAUUUUGCAAUACUCGAUUAGGAUCAUUUAAUUUGGUAAUUGAUACUAAAUGUAAUUGUGGUACAUGCAUAAUGCCCCCUAUUAGAUUAAUUCGUAGCAAAUUAGAUGUAAUAAAUGAUAAUGAUAACA